UAUUAACUGUUAUUUUAGUUAAACAUAUGAUAAAUGAAUGACUAAUUGUUUGAUUAAAUUUAAUUCAUUUAUUGUUUAUUACAAAACUGUUUAACCGUUUGAAGACAUUUGAAGACAUCAACCAAACAAUUGUCAAAUCAAUUGAUUGAUUGAUUGAUUGAUUCAUAAGAAGCAAUAACUGUCACAAAUGAAGAUGAAUAUGAAUGUAACGAAUAUAUCCGUAUUUAUGGUGAUAGCCAUCAUCUGUGAUCAUUUGGAUGGUGUGUUGUCGGCCAAAGACUAUUACCAAUUGUUAGGCGUCUCUCGAGAUGCGUCUGAAAGGGACAUCAAGAAGGCGUUCCGCAAGUUGGCCGUGAAAUAUCAUCCGGACAAGAAUAAGGCCAAAGACGCCGAAGACAAGUUCCGCGAAAUCGCAAAAGCUUAUGAAGUGCUGUCCGAUGCCGACAAACGCCGACGAUAUGACAAGUUUGGUGAUGAGGACGGAUCACAAUUCGGUAACAGUGGACAACAGUUUAAUUUCAACGAUUUUUUCAAGGAUUUUGAUCAGCACUUCCACUCUCAUUCAUACGGUCAUCACAAUGACCAACAUUUUAACGACCAUUUUGCUCAUCACCAACAAUCACAUUCUCAUUCACACUUUGGCUUCAAUUUUGAUGACCUCUUUGAUGACUUUGAUAGCGAUGAGUUCGGCUCAUUCGGUAACUUCUUUGGUCAUCAAAGUGCCGAAACAUUUGGAAACGGCGAUUCAUUUUUUGGUGGUGACCAUCAUUUCGGUGACAUUCGUAUGAAUUCAUUUCAGUCGAGUGGAGGUCACGGACAGAGAUGUCAUACCGUAACUAAAAGGACGGGUAAUUCAGUGACGACAUACACUCAGUGUUCGUAACCAUUAGUGAUAUGAAAGUGUUAUCUCAAAUGAACUGAUUAUAAUAAUAAUAAUAA
Messenger RNA from Oppia nitens, 939 nucleotides. Its product is annotated as dnaJ homolog subfamily B member 9-like. Gene Ontology annotation, molecular function: protein-folding chaperone binding; misfolded protein binding. The coding region runs from base 188 to 883 and encodes 231 amino acids. Gene Ontology annotation, cellular component: endoplasmic reticulum. NCBI's taxonomy places the organism in Eukaryota, Metazoa, Arthropoda, Arachnida, Sarcoptiformes, Oppiidae. The record is from RefSeq and is a predicted model, not a curated record. The transcript has a single exon.